Messenger RNA from Oldenlandia corymbosa var. corymbosa, 1056 nucleotides. The record is from the annotation of a GenBank genome assembly. Lineage: Eukaryota; Viridiplantae; Streptophyta; Magnoliopsida; Gentianales; Rubiaceae.
AUGAUUUCUUCAUUCGAAUUAGCUCGGGCACGGGAGCGGAUCUUGACGGUUCAGCCCAAGAUACUGGGUGGGGAUCUCGAUCUAUCUGAUUGUCCAUUGGGCACGAGGUGGUCCCGUGAGAAAAAAGUUCAAGGUAUCAUGCGGUUCAAUUUGGCCGCGUACCGGGAUCAGCUUGCAGUUCUCGCAGAGUCUGAUUUUGUAUGGAUGCCGUACACGACUCUUUUGGGUCGUAUUGCCAGGGUUUGUCUUGUGGGACAGGGCAUAUGGCGAUCUCAGACAUGGCUCAUCUGCGGUGAUGUCGUUGCGCCACACAACCCUAGUAGGGUAUUUCGCCAAUUUGGUUAUCACCAGCAGAUACCCGGCGACGCAUUACUUCUCACUGCGGCGGAAAUUACUAGCCUGCUCAAGAGGAAGCCGUUUGGAGGAUCCGAUAGGAGAUGGUUACAACAACUAGGGAUAUAUCUCCAGGUUUGGAAUGAUCGCCACGGCCAACUUGUGGGGACUGAUGAUGAUUAUGUUGGCGAGCCUUCUGCAGAUCCGGAGUAUCUCUUGUGGUACCAUCAGGCCACAUUGAUGGAGGACGUUCGUAGUCUGAGUAUUAUAGGCCAGCGUACUUUCGACGCGGACUCCUUUGGUUAUGAUCGCUUAGGCGAGAUUGCCCAGGUUGCUGAGCGGGCGUUGUCCGUCAAUGCAACAAAUGUUGUACGUCACGAUCUCGAUAGGCAUGUUGAGGUUCAUGACAUUUUGAAUCAAGAACUUGCACCUGUAGACCCGACCCAACAACAUCCACCACCCAGACCUCCGAGGCGUUCGCGCAGGUCUCAGCGUGGGCGUGGGGGGCAAGAGACAAUCACAUCAUCUCAGCCACAUCAGUCCUCCCAGCAUGAGCAGUCUCAUAUUCCCUUCACUGGCGGUUCAUCCCAUCAGUCUCCACUCCAUUCUCGACAGCAUUCAGCCCAUCAGUCUCCACAUCAUUCAUCCCAUCAGUCUCCACAUCAUUCUUCGCCGACCCAACAGGCGUUUUACCGUCCGAUUAUGUCUCCCCAGCACCAGUAG